Molecule: messenger RNA, 2380 nt
Organism: Tripterygium wilfordii
Lineage: Eukaryota; Viridiplantae; Streptophyta; Magnoliopsida; Celastrales; Celastraceae
Product: primary amine oxidase 1-like
Exons: 4
Coding region: 220-2208 (662 amino acids)
Biological process (GO): amine metabolic process
Molecular function (GO): copper ion binding; primary methylamine oxidase activity; quinone binding
Source: RefSeq, a predicted model, not a curated record
GUUUACUGUCCCGUCGGUAUUCUAAAUCCAUUCACGUAUUUAAUUGACACGUGACAUUGGUCAAAGUCAACUCCAAGUAUUUAACGGUUUAUAGAUGCACGAUUUUUGAUCCCGUUUUUCACAUGAACGGGACCAGUAAAAAUCUCACCUACUAAGUUGUACGCACAUCACAAGAUUAUAUAUUGCACAACAACAGUUACAUUCAUUGUCUACAAGCAAAUGAAUUCUUUUGGAGUUCAUAAAGUGGCAUCAUCAUCCAUGACCAUAACAUUACUUGUUCUAGCUUUCACCUUACAAUGCUGCUUUACAGAUAGCUUUUCUCAUCCACUAGACCCUCUCAACCCAUCUGAAAUAAACCAAAUAAAGCUUAUAGUUGAAAAAUCUAAACUUGGUACUCUUCCUAACCUAACCUUUCACUAUCUUGACAUUGAUGAACCAGAGAAAAUAGAUGUUCUCAAGUUUCUAUCUUCAAGGUCUGAUCAUUCUCUUCCUCGCCGAGCAAAGGCGGUCGUUCGCGCGGGAGGUGAGACUCAUGAACUCCUUGUGGACUUAACCACUGCCUCUAUAGCAUCAGAUCGCGUUACAACAGGCCAUGGUUACCCUCCAUUCACGUUCAUCGAGCUUUUUCGAGCUAGCAAGUUGCCAUUGAAUUAUCCAGAAUUCAAACACUCUAUUUCAAAAAGAGGCCUAAAUUUGUCUGAAGUUUCUUGCAUACCAUUCACAGUUGGUUGGUAUGGUGAACAUGUCACAAAAAGAGCACUCAAAGUUGUAUGCUACUACAGAGGAGGAUCAAUCAAUGUCUUUGCAAGGCCUAUUGAGGGAAUUAGCAUGUUUGUUGACGUUGAUUCGAUGCAAAUUACAUCAUAUUCAGACAGAUUCAGAGCACCAUUGCCUAAAGCCGAGCGCACUGAUUUUCGAUCAACAUCGACAGAGAAGCCUAAUUUAGUCACCUGCAACAAAUCUGAUAGAGGCUUCACCAUUGAUGGUCAUGUGGUUAGAUGGGCUAAUUGGGUCUUCCAUCUAUCAUUCGACGCUCGCGCAGGGAUUGUAAUCUCAACAGCCUCAAUAUUUGAUGCCAGAAUGAAGAAAAAUAGACAAGUGCUCUACAGAGGUCAUGCAUCUGAAACAUUUGUUCCAUAUAUGGAUCCUACAAAUGAAUGGUACUUUAGGACAUUCAUGGACAUUGGCGAAUUCGGGUUCGGAAGAUCAGCUGAUACGCUCCAGCCUUUGAUUGAUUGCCCUGGAAAUGCUGUGUAUUUAGAUGGGUAUGUUGCAGGUCCAGAUGGGGGAGCACAGAAGAUGGCUAACGUGAUCUGCAUUUUUGAGAGAUAUGGUGGUGCUAUUGCUUGGAGACAUACUGAAAUUAAUGUGCCAGGAAAUGUGAUAAGAAGUGGAGAACCUGAAAUCACUUUGGUGGUUAGGAUGGUUGCCACAGUUGGAAAUUAUGACUACAUCCUUGAUUGGGAGUUCAAACGAAGUGGUUCCAUCAACAUUGGUGUGGAUUUGACGGGUAUUCUAGAAAUGAAAGCCACGUCAUACACAACUAUCGACCAAAUUACAAAUGACGUUUACGGUACCUUGGUGACGGAGAACGCCGUGGCCGUUAACCACGACCACUACCUCACGUACUACUUGGAUCUUGACGUUGACGGCGACCGCAACUCAUUCGUGAAAGCCAAACUACAGACGACAAGAGCAGCGGCGGUUGACCCCAAAACACCGAGAAAAAGUUACUGGACGGUGGUCAAAGAGGUGGCAAAAACAGAGGCGGAGGCCAGGAUUCGACUCGGCUUGGAGCCUGCAGCCGAGCUUUUAGUUGUGAAUCCUAAUAGGAAGACGAGGCUUGGGAAUCAAGUGGGUUACCGGCUGAUUACUGGACAACCGGCUUCGUCUCUUCUGUCUGAAGACGAUUAUCCGCAGAUUAGGGCAGAUUAUACAAAGUAUCAAGUGUGGGUGACUGCCCAUAACAAGUCAGAGAGAUGGGCCGGAGGGUUUUAUGCGGAUAGGAGCCGAGGAGAUGAUGGGCUUUCCGUAUGGGCCCAAAGGAAUAGAGAGAUUGAGAACAAAGAUAUAGUGCUAUGGUACACCAUUGGGUUCCAUCACAGUCCAUACCAGGAAGAUUUCCCAGUGAUGCCAACACUUCAUGGUGGAUUCGAGCUUCGGCCGGCAAACUUUUUCGAAAGCAAUCCAUUGUUGAAGCAGGAGUAAGAGUUCAUAUUUAUGCAGACAAAAACACAAUUGAUACACUGCGACUUUUUAUUUUCCAUUAACAGCUCAAUCUCUGUAGUUUAAUGAACUAAUUAUUUGUGUAAAAUUUGGUGUAAUGAAAUGCUGCACUAGAGUCUGAUAGUACAAUUAUCUUCUUUUCAUAUUGUCCGCU